AUGACAAUAGCAAGCAGAAGGAGAGUGUCACACGCCCACCCACCUUUCUACACCUACUUCGACCUCGCCACGCAAGGAACUCCUGGCUACAAGCACACGACCAACAUCAUUGGCGGCCUCAACGGACUCAACUCUGCGGGUGCUAUCGUCGGAUGUCUCUUCAGCGCUUGGUCCGGAGAUGUCGUCGGCCGGAAACGAACGAUUGAGAUCGGAUGUGCGGUCCUCAUCGUAGGCGGAGCUUUAUGUGCCGGUUCGGUGACCAUUGGGAUGUUUUACGCCGGACGGUUCGUGGCCGGAGCUGGAGCGGGCAUCCUGGCGGUGAUCGUGCCCAUGUACCAAGGCGAAAUCAGCACAGCCAACAUCAGAGGGGCAAUGAUGUGCGUUUCUGGAAUAAUGUACGCAGUCGGCUACGCCUGGGCAGGCUGGAUGGGCUACGCCUGCUACUACUUCCCCUCCACCUCCCCCUCCGCAACCUUCGCCUGGCGCUUCCCCCUCGCCCUUCAGAUAAUCCCACCCCUCCUCCUUCUCGCCGGCAGCAAAUUCAUCCCCUUCUCCCCCCGCUGGCUCCUCUCUCAAUCCCGCCCCGCCGAAGCCCUCUCCAUCCUCAAACGCCUGCACGCCACCCCGUCCGACCCAUCCCACACGACCGCCACGGCCGAAUUCUACCUCAUGCAGAAACAAUUCGAUCUCGACAGCACUUUCCCUUCGCGGCGAUUCGAAAUCUUCCGCUCAGCGCCGAAUAGGAGAAGAGCACUUAUCGGCGCGCUGAUCAUGUGGGGGAAUCAAUUCCUGGGAAUCUUCAUCAUUACCAACUACGGCGUGUUGAUCUAUGCUUCCCUCGGCUUCGAGGGUUCCGUGCCUUUACUGCUCAACGCCUGCUGGACGACCUUCACCUUGCUCGGUAAUGUGUGGACGGCAUUCUACAUCGACCGAUUCGGCAGGCGGACAUUUAUGCUGAUUGGCACCACCGGGUGCGUGGUAUCGCUCAUCUUCUUGUGUGCGAUGACGGCGAGUUUCCUCAACACGAAUAACGUAAACGGCCUCAACGCGGCGGUAUUCUUCAUCUGGUUCUACAUUCUCUGGUGGUGCUUCUUCGUCGAUGCCACGCAAUACGUCUACGUCUCGGAAAUCUGGCCGAAUCGAUUGAGGAGUCAGGGGACGGCGUGGGGGGUUAUGUUUUGGUUUUUGGCGAGUGAGGUUACGCUUGUGGCGGCGCCGGUCGCAUUGAACGAAAUCGGAUGGAAAUUCUACCUAGUCCUAAUCCUCCCCUCAACCCUCUACAUCUUACUCAUCUACCUCCUCUUUCCGGAAACCAAAGGCCGCACCCUCGAGGAAAUCGGCCUCCUCUUCGGGGACGACGUACACGUCGCUUCGCAGUGGUAUGAUUUGAGUCCGGAGGAGAAGGAGGAAGUGGCGGUGGAGGCGGUGAGGAAUACUGCGUUCCGUUCCGAGGCCACCGACACGGUCAUGGGUGGGGAGACGGUGGCGAUGGCGGUGAAAGGUGGGGCUGUAGAGGAGGAGGGGGAGGGGAGGCUGGGACGAGGGGGUGAGUAG
Molecule: messenger RNA, 1554 nt
Organism: Zymoseptoria tritici IPO323
Lineage: Eukaryota; Fungi; Ascomycota; Dothideomycetes; Mycosphaerellales; Mycosphaerellaceae
Exons: 8
Coding region: 1-1554 (517 amino acids)
Biological process (GO): carbohydrate transport; transmembrane transport
Cellular component (GO): membrane
Molecular function (GO): carbohydrate:proton symporter activity
Source: RefSeq, a predicted model, not a curated record